AUGGGAUUAAACCUUGGUACUGUCAAUAUACACCUUUUCAUUGUCUCUCUCUCUCUCUCUCUCUCUCUCUCUCUCUGUCAUUGCCAGUCAGGCACAUACACCAAGUUUGGCGUCUUUAUCUCUCUUUCUUCUCCCCACCUCUCUUUCCCCGACUCUUUUUUCCCCGGAUGCUGUUCAACAGAUCUCUCUCUAUAUCUGUCUCUAUCACUCUUUCUCUUUUACUCUCUCUCUCUGUAUUUCUCUUUCUCUAUCUCACUCUAUCUCUCUCUUUCUCUCUCUUUCUCUAUCUCUAUCACUCUUUCUCUCUCUCUCUCUUUAUUUCUCUUUCUCUUUCUCUAUAUCACUCUUUCUCUCUGUAUUUCUCUUUUCUCUUUCUCUCUCUCACUUUAUCUAUCUAACGCUAUCAUUUUUUCUCUCUCUCUCUAUGUAUUUCUCUUUCUCUAUCUCAUUCUAUCUCUCUCUUUUCUCUCUGCAUCACUCUUUCUUUCUCUCGCUGUAUUUCUCUUUCUCCAUCUCCCUCUCACACUCGUUCUCUCUCUCUUUAUUUCUCUUUCUCUCUCUCUCUCUUACACACUCGUUCUCUCUCUCUGUAUUUCUCUUUCUCUCUCUCUCUAUCGCUCUGUCAUCCUCUCUCUCUCUGUAUUUCUUUACCUCUCUCUAUCUAUCCAUCUCUCUGUAUUUCUCUUUCUCUCUCUCUCUGUGUCUCUAUAUCUCUUUCUCUCACCCUCCCUUCUUCUUCAUUAUGUUUCCAAGAAUUUCUCUCUCUCUCUCUCUCUCUCUCUCUCUCUCUCUCUGAUUCUGAUCCUCAUAUAUCUAUCUAUAUCUAUCUAUCUAUCUAUCUAUCUAUCUAUCUAUCUAUCUAUAUAUAUAUAUAUAUGUCACGAGCCAUUCGGAGCUGAAACGACGGCCAUUUAUCAUCGGCUGACCAUCGAAAAGAAACCACGUCAGAUUUCUCCGGUUGAGGGCGGCCUUCCUAAAUCUCCUCAUGCAGCAGCGACCGUCGAGGCUGGGCUUGGACGGGGCUAG
Messenger RNA from Acanthosepion pharaonis, 1026 nucleotides. The record is from the annotation of a GenBank genome assembly. NCBI's taxonomy places the organism in Eukaryota, Metazoa, Mollusca, Cephalopoda, Sepiida, Sepiidae.